GACCCAGACACAACACAAGCUCAGCUCAACCAGAACAACAAGACAAUGAAGACUAUUGCAGCUUUUGCUCUUCUCGCCUGCCUGAUCGCUGUAGGGGUAAAAGGACAGGACAGGUCUUCAAAGGGCAGGUGCUUGUGUGUAGACAAAGGUGUAAACAUGGUUUUAUUGAAGAACAUUGAGAAGGUUGAAAUCUUCCCUCCAAGUCCAUCUUGUCACAAACAUGAGAUUGUUGUCACUCUGAAGAAUGGUGCAGGACGCAAAUGCAUGAAUCCAGAGUCAAAAUUCACUAAAAAUGUCAUCAUAAAGGCUCUUGAAAAGAGGACCCAGCAGACUGUCCCACACACCACAACUGUUUCUGUGCCACUGAAGAGCACCAUGACAUCAUCAUCAUCACCAACAUCCUUCAAAUGACUUCAAAGACAUCAAAUGUAUUAAUAUUCUGCCGAAUAAGUUGUUCAAUUAAGGGGGGACUUUGAAACUAAGCUGAUUAAAUUAUUAUUUAUAUGACUGCUGGGUUGUUUCACAAAUGUGUUUUCAUAAGAUCACUGAAUAAUGUGUCAUAUGUACAGUCUUUUUAUAGUUUGCUGUAUGGUUGUAUUUUCAUUGUCCACAAAGAUGUAAA
Molecule: messenger RNA, 622 nt
Organism: Labeo rohita (rohu)
Lineage: Eukaryota; Metazoa; Chordata; Actinopteri; Cypriniformes; Cyprinidae
Product: C-X-C motif chemokine 11-6-like
Exons: 4
Coding region: 46-411 (121 amino acids)
Biological process (GO): antimicrobial humoral immune response mediated by antimicrobial peptide; inflammatory response; cellular response to lipopolysaccharide
Cellular component (GO): extracellular region
Molecular function (GO): CXCR chemokine receptor binding; chemokine activity
Source: RefSeq, a predicted model, not a curated record